Messenger RNA from Hyposmocoma kahamanoa, 2315 nucleotides. RefSeq names its product tetratricopeptide repeat protein 39B-like. Bases 195 to 2009 code for a protein of 604 amino acids. Gene Ontology annotation, molecular function: protein binding. The record is from RefSeq and is a predicted model, not a curated record. The transcript has 14 exons. NCBI's taxonomy places the organism in Eukaryota, Metazoa, Arthropoda, Insecta, Lepidoptera, Cosmopterigidae.
AGGCAGAGCAGCAUUGAGUAUUUUGUCAUAAUGUUACAGUCGUGGUAGUGUGUGGAAGUCAUUGAUAUCGUGCAUUGUUAUAUCAUGUUUAAUUGUACUAGGUAAAUAAUUUAAAAUUGAUUAAAAACUGCGGUUUAGCACGAUCCAUGCAGAACAUUCGUUUCUUCUAAUUCGUACGGGAAAAGACAUGUGAGAUGGCUUUGCGACAGGAGAGCGCGACAGCGCUGGUCGCACCGUUGCUUCCGGAGUCAUAUAGAGAGAGCGCCCGCCCGCCAAUUGCAACAGAAGUGUUCGACGAUGAUGAGUUUGAGGAUGCUACAGAAGAACUACCAGAAUACGUGCCGGAUCUCCAGACAUCUUUCAGGGACUGCGAAAUCGCGAUACAAAAAUUCUUCAACAAUGACCUCAUUGGAGCAAUGAAUAUUAUGAAACCAUGGGACCAGCAUUCAUUGUACCACAGUCUAGGAACAUCAAUUUUUGAAUUCAUUCCUGCCAUGUUGACCUUCGACAAUGCCCAAAUCAACAGAGCCCUGGGGGCAUUAAAAACGUGCAUUUCAAUUUGCAACCAACACCGACGAAACAUGACGUUAGUGGAGAGCUUGGGCAAUAUUAUAAAAAAGCCUAAUUACAGUACCUAUUCGGACAUGGAAGCACAUGCAGAAUUGUGUUACGCAGAAGCGCUACUGCUCCAGGCUGCUUUGACCAUAAUGGAGGGCGAAGACCUGACUGGUCUCAUCAAAGGAACAAUUAAAGUCAAGAAUUGUUAUAACAGUUAUAAGGACUGUGCAAAAAUACUUGAACGAAAGCAAUGGGAGAGCGAAGAUUCGAAAGUGCACUUCCACAGCGGGGUUCGGCUGGGCCUCGCUACGUUCAACUUGAUGAUAUCCCUGCUGCCUCCCAAGAUUAUCAGCGUACUGGAGUUUGUUGGCUUCUCUGGUAAUAAGAGUUUUGGUCUAUCGGAACUGCAAGCCGGCUCCAGGUGCCCAGGUUUGCGUUCGGUGCUAUGCGAUCUUACGCUGCUCGGACACCACCUGGUAAUUUGCCACUUCACUGGCGCUCAAGGGGAUUUGGAAGUCUGUCAGGAGAUUUUGAAUAAGGAGCUCCAGAUAUACCCGGAUGGAGUAUGGUUCCUUGUAUUCAAAGGGCGACUGGAACUACUGCAGGGCAUGUUCCGACAAGCGAUUGUCACCUACAACCGCGCCAUUGAUAGCCAGAAUACGUGGCCGCAAUUCCGUCAUCUCUGUUAUUGGGAGAUCAUGUGGGUGAACGGCCUGAUGAUGCAAUGGCGUGAGGCGGCAAUGUACGCCAACAGGUUGAUCGACGAGAGUUCCUGGUCGCGGACUGUCUACUCGUACACCAUGGGCGCCAUGCUGUUGCAACUCGAGGACAAGAUCCUGCCCUCUGAAAGGCUUCUGUGCAACGACUUAAUGAAGAAAGCAUCGUACUACAAGCAGCGCAUCGCGGGCAAGUCGCUGCCGAUGGAAAAGUUCAUGAUCCGGCGGUGCGCGCGCCACAAGGCACAGGGCGGACGACUGGUCCUGCCGGCCAUCGAGUUGCUCUGCCUCUGGAACAUGUUCCCCAUACUAGCGAAAAACGAGCGAGGCGCUCAAAGUGUACUCAAGUUGAUAGAAUCUGCGCGCGAGCAGAUAGAAAAUGUUCCGCAAGAGUGGAUGGCGGGAUACGAGGCAGAUAACCGCGCGCUGCUGCGCUAUCUGCACGGUUGCUGCCUCGCCGCCAUGGGUCUACCGAGGUUGGCCCUCGACACACUCGAGUCUGUGUGCCAGCUUAAAAACGACAUAAAGGAGGAUACAUUCUUGAUACCGUACAGUGUGGCGGAAAUGGCCAUGUGUCAUUACCAGUUGGGUGACAAAGAACGAACCAUCCAGAUGUUGCAAGACGCUAGGAAAAAAUUCUCCGGUUACUCCCUGGAGUCACGGCUGCAUUUUCGGUUGCAUUCGAAGUUGCAAAUGGUUAAGGAAAACGGUGACAACAGAAAGUCCUCACAGUGAUUGAUGCACUACCCGGUACAUCGAUGUGCUACGCUGUGCUAGUGUCUGUUUGUAUUGACCAACGGCACUAAAGUACCACCUACGCGACAGGCGAGGCACGUGCUGACGUAAGUCUAUAGGGUCUUUGACGUAGUAUGAAUUAGGUUAAGAUCACUUAGUCAAUUUAAACAAAUUUAAAUAUAAAAAAAAUUACAAGCUGUCACGAGCCUUUGGACGCUCUCUAAUAACAUACUGAUAAAACAGUUAUUUAACCCAGCUAUCAUUACAAACAAUAAGAUUAAGAUGACGUACAAAUAGGAUUCCAUC